AUACAAUCUAACUAGGUUGAUUCUUCCUCCUUUUACGUAGAUAUUACUUUCAAACAUAGAUAGGUUCGUGAGCUGUAAAUAUAUUUUUAAAUAAACAAAGAAUGCGAAGAGUAAACUUUUUGUCAACGGAACCUCCAAAAAUGGCAAGGUUGUAGCUGUUUAUGGGACUCUGGCAGAUCUUUUGACAGUCGCCAGCAAUAAAUUGGGAAUCAGGGCUAGUAACCUAUAUAAUGAGAAAGGUGGUAUUAUAGAUUAAAUUGUCCUCAUAUGGUGAGAUUAAUACUUCUAUUUUCUAUUAUUCUGCCAUUAUAGCUCAGUAUAAAUAUAUGAGAGCUUGUUAAGAUUAUGGUGAGCUAGUUUGUACAUGAUGAGUGGGACGGAGAAAUUAGUGUCAUAUAGGUCAUGUGACUGGAAAUAUUGUCUGCUAAUUGUGUAUGUAUUCCCCAGAGAUAAUGAUGUGCUAUAUUUGUCGGAAGGAGAUGCCUUCAUUGAUCUUCAAAAUGAUAGGAAUAUGUCUGAUGAUAACUCAGGAUCGCACACUGAUUGGCUGACGCUGAAUAUUGGUGUUCUCUUGUGAGUAAGGAGCCUGACAGUAUGCUUGCACAUAUGUUUAGAGAGAAGGUUCAUGAAAUAUUACUUUUAGGAGUACUGGAGGAAGCUCGAUUCUUUGGAAUAGAGCAGUUGGCUGAACAGCUAGAGGUCACCAUAGAGGUAUUUGGUAAGCUGCUAUUGAUGGAGAUCUGGAGAGAGUUAGAUCAUUUCUCAAAAAAGGGAUUGAUCCAAAUAUGCGAGACCAGGCAAACUACACUACUUUGGUUUGCCACCUGUCAGUGUGCGAGUUACUCUUGGAUUGUGGAGCUUCGUCCAGCUAACUUCCAGACCCGCGGUGGUGCAUCCCCCCAUCAUAGGGCGGCUUACUGCAGCCAUCACAGUGUGGUCAAGCUACUGUUACACCACAGUGCCGAUCCCUGCCUGACUGAUGAUGAUGGAGCUACACCCCUACAUAAGGUUGCUGAGCAGGGCCAUCUGGAGGUGUGUGAGCUACUGGUGAACCGUUGUCCAGCCUUGCAAGCUGUGAAAGAUAAACGAUCAAAUAUACCUUUGGAUCUUUGUCCAGAGAAGAACACACUUUGGGAGAUUCUGAGGCCACCACAAUGACCUGAAGGAAUAUAAAGAAUCAAGGGGUGUUAACCACCAUAGACAUUGUGGUGCAUAUGCCCCCCAGCCAAUAAUGAGAUUAGUGGUUUCAUUUAUGGCAGUGUGUCUUUAUUGACACACAAGAUGGUCCUCAUAUUGUGUAAGAGAAUGAGAAUUGAUCCUGUUUUAAUGGAUGACUUGUCACCAAAAGGUCUUAAAGCAGUGGUGCAUUUAGCCAAGACACAAAUCCUUAGAAAUGUCUUCUACAUGAGGUGACAAAGUCAGCGUGUACUUUAUGAAAUCUCCAGUAGAGGGUGCUAAUAUCUUAUUAAUAAUGCAUUAUUAAUAUUAUUCACCCACAGAGCUGCCACAGUGGAGCCUGAAUGACUUACUACAUUGUAAACAAUUAGGAUGAAUUAUAAAUUGGUGACUAUACUGUUAUUGGCCAAUAUUUAGCAUGUUUAUUACUGGUCUGAACUGAAUGAUACUGAUAUAUCAUUGAUAAAAUUACAGCUUAUUUUAUUAUUUACAUGUAUUUAUUAUUAUUAUUAUUUUUUUCAAUUCAAUGCUAUACUCUUUGUAUGCAAUGUUACAGAAGUACAAAACAAUUAUCCAUCUUUUCUGUCAUAUGUUUAAAUAUUUUGAUAUCUUGCUGCAUUAAAUAUUCUAGAUUGGAACUUCAUUGCAAACACUGCUUUUUAUAACAAUCAAACGAGUAUAGAUUUGUAAUAUUGGCCCUAAUGAAUUAUAAUAAAUCAGCUAUCAGUGUCAUCCAAAAUGUUUUAUAUCAUCGCAUCAUCACAAACAUUUAUGAAGAUUUAAAAUGUUAUUUUUGGAUACGCUAGUUACAAAACAGAUCAUCUCUGAGUUAUGAAAAUGCGUACACAGUGUAAGGGCAAUCCAAUGCACAGUAGACUUCAUGGGACUGUGGCUCUGUGGCAACACAGAUCUAAAAAGACGUUAAACAACCGUCUUGUUUGCCAGUGAAUGUACAUUUAAAGUACUUUUGUUUCGGUCAGUACAAGGCUCUGGUUGUUAUUUGGGCUGCUGAGGUUUGUGCUUGUGGCUUGUAGUGCCACCAGCAGAUUUUGCACUGCUGUAUUCAGGAUGUACUCUUGUGAUACACAGUGGCCAACACAUCUGGAAAAUAACAGUGCUGAGGUUUUCUGAAACCAAAUCAAACAACUGUUUGGACCUCAUCUAAUCUGUUCGGAUGUUACUUUGUUUCAGGGACAAGUAAAACUAUGCCUUGAGUUACAAUGUUUGCUGUUUCUUUUAAAACAGGGAAAAUAAUGUACAUUACAUGCUUUUUGUGGAUGGUUGAAAGAAAUAAGAAAGCCAACAGGAUUUAAUGUAGAAGCUAAAGUAGUCUUCAACCAAAUCAAAUAAUGUAUUGAAUCCAUCCAGACAUCCUUCAAAUGAAUUCAGUCCUCUGUUGUCUUUUAUCAACAUCAAUAUUUAAGGAUUUAGAGGAAUGCAUAAGGGAAAGUGUAUACUUUACUAUAGUAUAUGUCCCAGCAUUGUCUUGUGUCUUAAUUAGAGUAAAAAGCUAAUGUUUUAAGAAGAGGAUCUACUGAGAAGACUUUAAAUGCCAACAAAGUUAAAACAGAAUGAUUCUUGGCUCAGUUAUGGUGCAGCUGAUAAGCCUGUUGACAUUAAAUCGGUUAGCCAAUCAACUUGCAUACUCUCUCUUUGUCUUACAUUUAAAUUGCCUCAGUUGUUUGAAAGCUGGUUUCACUGCAGCUCGCUAUGAGAGUUUUCUCUCUGAAACCCUCCUGUCUAGAUAUGCUUCAAGGGAUUGUAUGUAUGUCUAAUUGUGCAGCAGCAGCAUGUCCUGCUCAACACAACAUGUGUGUAAACACUAGUAGUAAUCCUCUUACUUGCUCUGCAAUAGCAGCGUAAGCAGAUCUUGCCCACCAAGACC
Messenger RNA from Xyrauchen texanus (razorback sucker), 3061 nucleotides. RefSeq names its product serine/threonine-protein phosphatase 6 regulatory ankyrin repeat subunit B-like. Gene Ontology annotation, molecular function: protein binding. NCBI's taxonomy places the organism in Eukaryota, Metazoa, Chordata, Actinopteri, Cypriniformes, Catostomidae. The transcript has 8 exons. The record is from RefSeq and is a predicted model, not a curated record. The coding region runs from base 595 to 1158 and encodes 187 amino acids.